Malus domestica (apple) is the source of this 354-nucleotide messenger RNA. RefSeq names its product cucumber peeling cupredoxin-like. The record is from RefSeq and is a predicted model, not a curated record. Gene Ontology annotation, molecular function: electron transfer activity. NCBI's taxonomy places the organism in Eukaryota, Viridiplantae, Streptophyta, Magnoliopsida, Rosales, Rosaceae.
AUGGAACUGGUAAAACUUGUGUUCAAUUGGACUGAAACGUGGGACCAUAAUGUGGGGGAAAUAGCAACAAACGAAGAAUAUGAUAGCUGCAGUAGUGACCCUGGGAUCGUACUGGGACCAGGAGUAAGGACGGUACUCAAUUCUACCAGUUCCCGCUUCUUCAUCUGCACCGUUGGUGACCACCGCGAGCAAGGCCAAAAGGUCAGCAUCACCGUUGGAUCACCAACCACCACCUCUUCUCUGUUAGCUCCUCCACCACCAUCCUCCCACGCUUCAUCUCUCACUACCACUACUCUUCGUACUUUCGUUGGGCUCAUCCCCACACUUGUAGCAGUAAUUUCCUUCGUCGCUUAA